CCAGACCUCUCUCUCAUUCUGCUCCCUCUGUCGACGGACUAUUGCUUUGUGCUUCUUUCCUUGACUGUGUUUGAAUGUAGUUUUAGCACUCUACCCUCUAAAACAGAGUAUAGCAAAGCAUAAAACUUACUCGGUUUCCUUCUGUUGAAGAAAACAGAAUAGAAUGGCGUGUGAGCUUUGUUCUGAGUUCAAUAUCAUUGGCUCUACGUAAUUCUAGGAACACCCCAGAUCCUAAAAUCUCUCUCUUUCACUCUAGAAUCUCUUUUCUCUCUAGAAUCUCCGAGUUGCUUGUCUGUCGUAACCCACAUUUGAAUUCCAAAAAGGGUAAACAUUUGCAUUUCACUUUUUUCUGGCUUUCGUUGGAAUUUCCAACUUUUUCUAUUUAUGGACUUAACCACAUUGGGCGGAGAAAGUUUCGGUACCCACACACCCAGGCUGUUGUUCCGUUUGGGCAAUUUGAUUCCGUUUUGCAUUGGCUGAUUCUGAAUUCGCAUUGUCCAGGUUUGGUUAAUUCUUGUUCCCACUGAAUAAGAAAGUAUUGACAUUUUGGAAAAAAUUUCCUGUUUUGGUUUAUUUGAAUUGACUUAUCUUUUUUAUUUGAGAUCUGGGUUCUUGAGGUUGGUGAAUCUGGCAUUGGGAUUUUCUUAAUUUGAACUGAUAGUGUGGAGAAAUUCCCCUCAUUGGGUUGUCACUGGUGAAGUUUUCUUGAAUUGGGGAUCUGGGUUCUUUUGAAUUUCUCCAGAUAGGCUUUUGUGAUCUUUCGGUUUAAGUUAUACUUUUUUUGUUCUUGAUAGGUUUUUGUUUAGAACCUGAUCUGGGUUCUCUCUCAUUUCCCUAGGUUGUAGAAAUAAAAUAAUUUUACUGGAGCCUUCUGAAGUUGUUGAUUGGAGAAUGGGAAUUAUUAGAGGAAUUUUGCAGUGUCCUUGUUGGAAUAGGGGACUGUGGAGUAGAAUUAUGGGCUGCAUCUGCUCAAAGGCAACUUUAUCCAAUCAAUACGUUUCUGAGAAUCAACGUAGAGACAAGGAAUUAAAGUCAAGCAAGUCAUCAAAACUGUCAGAAGCUGCAGUUGGGGCUGAUGCGACUGCACGGUUGAUAACCAAUCCUCACACAGAAGAGAAUGCAGGGUCAACUCCUAUUUCAUCGGAUGAAGGGGAGAAGAAGAUGGUGGUUACUGAGAAACCCACAAAACCCUUCAUGGAGGGUGGGGCGAGCGUGGGAAAGUCACCAUCCGGGCUAACUAGGAUAACUAGCGUAUCAAAUGGAGAAAGAGGAGCGCAAGUUGUUGCUGGAUGGCCUUCUUGGCUGACUGCAGUGGCAGGUGAAGCAAUCAGUGGGUGGGUGCCUCUCAAGGCAGACUCAUUUGAGAAAUUGGAGAAGAUUGGACAAGGAACUUACAGCAGUGUGUACAGAGCCCGUGAUCUGGAUUCAAACAAAAUAGUUGCACUGAAGAAGGUGCGAUUUGCCAAUAUGGAUCCGGAAAGUGUGCGUUUUAUGGCGAGAGAAAUUCUUAUUUUGCGUAAGCUUGAUCACCCCAAUAUCAUGAAGCUUGAAGGUCUGAUUACAUCAAGGGUUUCGGGCAGCUUAUACCUUGUAUUUGAAUACAUGGAGCAUGAUCUUGCUGGGAUUGCAGCACGGCCCGGGGUCAAGUUCACUGAAGCACAGAUUAAAUGUUACAUGCAACAGCUUCUUCGUGGGCUUGAGCAUUGUCACAGUCAUGGUAUUUUGCACCGUGACAUUAAGGGAUCAAAUCUUUUGAUCGACUAUUAUGGCAACCUAAAGAUUGCUGACUUUGGGCUAGCAACCUUUUACCGACCCCGUCAAAAGCAGCCCCUGACAAGUCGGGUAGUAACCUUGUGGUACCGACCACCUGAACUUCUGCUUGGCUCUACAGAUUAUGGGGUUGCUGUGGAUUUGUGGAGUGCUGGUUGUAUUCUUGCAGAAUUGUUUGCUGGGAAGCCUAUCAUGCCAGGAAGAACAGAGGUGGAGCAACUACAUAAGAUAUUCAAACUUUGUGGGUCACCUUCUGAAGAAUACUGGAAGAGAUCAAAAUUGCCGCAUGCAACUAUUUUUAAACCAACGCAUCCAUACAAGCGUUGUGUUGCUGAGACAUUCAAGGACUUCCCUCCGUCAGCAUUGGCCUUGCUAGAGGUUCUUCUAGCAGUAGAACCUGAAAGUCGUGGAACAGCUUCUUCUGCACUUCACAGUGAGUUCUUCACAUCAUUGCCUCUUCCCUCUGAUCCCUCAUCUUUGCCUAAGUACCCACCCAGCAAGGAGUUUGAUGCCAAGCUCCGAGACGAGGAAGCUAGAAGGCGAAGAGCACCUGGUAGUAAAGGAGGGAGUUCCAAAGAAUUAAAGGCUGUGCCAGCACCAGAUGCCAAUGCAAUACAGCGACAAGGGCAGCCUAACCCCAAAAGCAUAAGUGAAAAGUACAACCCUGACGAGGAUAGUGGCUCUGGCUUUCCUAUUGAGCCUCCCAAAGGAGCAACAUCAAAUGGCUAUUCCCAUUCUGGCCAGUCAAUGCACCCAAGUGCAUUUGGAUCUUCACGGAAUAUGUCACAAUCUGGCCAGUCUAGGAAUGGUGCGGAGAAGUCUUAUAUGUAUCGUGGGGCAGCCCAGUCGUCCAGGUUUUCCAAUUCAGCUUCAGUUCGAAGUGAUUCACGAUAUGAUGGUGUUGUAGAAGCUAGUGCAAAUCCACACUGGCCAGAGGAGCGUAUUAAUGCCAGAUAUAGUCAUUUAGACAAUGGGGAUUCCUCUGCAAAACAUGAUUGGUCCCACAAUUUUCUGGAUAGGCCAAAGUCUUCACAUAAGAAGGAUGAACAGCCAUCAGGGAAGGAGUCCUCAACGGGUUAUGCUACCAAGAAGAACCGGAUCCACUACUCUGGACCGUUGAUGCCCCCUGGAGGAAACCUUGAGGAGAUGCUCAAAGAGCAUGAGAGACAAAUACAACAUGCUGUCCGCAAAGCUCGUCUGGACAAGAACAAACCCAAGAAAGCCAACAGUGAAAAUGGACAAACCGAAUCCCUGCUUCACCAUAUAAGAAAUGGCAGGUGAUGACAGAAGGGAAAGUCACACUGGCUUAAUUUUGAAAGCAAGAGCUCCUUCGGAACAGCAUCACUCUGAUAUUAAAGAAAUAUUCCUCUUGGGAACUCGACAAAUCUCACCACGGAAAAGAUAAAUGGGAUUUAUGGAGCUUCUUUGGUUUAUAUCACAUCAGAUAUAUAUUCACUUUUUGAAGGUAUGCUAUCAUCACUUGCUAGAGAGAUUCAGAAAGAUUGUUAAUCUUGAAUUUGAAGUAAAUUAAAUCCCCAGGCAUCGACUUGUGAUCUGCUUUGGGAUGGUUUUUGUAAUUGACAUACCAGAAAAUUGUUUCAUUGCCAGAUGGUGAGAGGACUCUUUGGUGUCCAGAUGCUGGAGACAAGCUGUGCACAGCCGAAACCUGAUCUGCUCAAUCAGCUAUAUUUCAUUCUUUGUAAAGGCUAAGUUAUAUCACUAAGUCAAAGGUUUUGUGAUCACAGGCCACUAUUUAUUCAAAUCAAUGUACAAGACAGUUCUUACUACUCCAAACCCAUCAGCACAAUUCUCUUUCCUUUUCCUUUUUCUCCCUUUUUUAGGUUUCUUUUGGAAUGAAUUACACAAGUGCGUAUAUUUAAGCAAGCAUAAAUGACUCGAACUCUUCUUGCAGAUCCUACAAUGACUUUAAUUUUUUUAUUAUUAAGGAAGUUGGUACCUACCAUAUUUUAUCCAUAA
Prunus dulcis (almond) is the source of this 3747-nucleotide messenger RNA. RefSeq names its product probable serine/threonine-protein kinase At1g09600. NCBI's taxonomy places the organism in Eukaryota, Viridiplantae, Streptophyta, Magnoliopsida, Rosales, Rosaceae. The coding region runs from base 892 to 3051 and encodes 719 amino acids. The transcript is spliced from 9 exons. Gene Ontology annotation, molecular function: cyclin-dependent protein serine/threonine kinase activity; ATP binding; RNA polymerase II CTD heptapeptide repeat kinase activity. The record is from RefSeq and is a predicted model, not a curated record. Gene Ontology annotation, cellular component: nucleus; cyclin-dependent protein kinase holoenzyme complex. Gene Ontology annotation, biological process: protein phosphorylation; positive regulation of transcription elongation by RNA polymerase II.